GUAAACCGUUUACAACACAACCAAGCUGGCCAUCAUGGAUCAGAACUUGGAGGACGUUCUACAACAACUACAUACCGCAUUAACUAGUUUGAAUUCUUUCUUGAAACCCCUAAACCAUCAAACUCCAACCGCCGCGGAAGACUCGGAUACCUCUAAUGACGAAGUUGCUUCGCCAGAAUCGGAUGAGUGGAAAGAUUUUCGUAUCCCCGACGAAGCUUGCCUUCGCAAGAUUGGAGACGCAUUCAUACGACUCAUAGAGCGUAAAGAUGACAGGGGGUUAUUAGUUAAUAGAGAUGAUUUUCUCUUUGACUCCGAUGCUGAAGUUCUUGUUCAGGAUUUGGCAACCCAGAUUAUGCUCUUGAAAAACAUAUUAACUAAUGAGAAGAACAACUUGUUACCGAAGAUCGCCAUACCUUAUGGGCGUAGUUUUGAGUUUAGUAGUAAGGGAUAUCCGGUCUACAACCCCAGGCUGCCAUAUUCGUCAGCACCUGGUCGGGUCAUCAACGUAUCAUCUGGAAAUGGCAUUAUUAAACUUGAAGAAUUUGCAUUCCUGUGUAACUGGCUCCGGUCUUAUUCUGGCGUUAUCAGCACCAAAUUUAUUGUCACAUUCGUGGAGCCAUGGGGGAGAAAGAAGAGGGUUUCUGAAGAAUUCAGUUGGGAACCUGGAGAGCUUUCGCCACGCAUGAUAUUUGAAUGCCAUUUGCGUUUUGUUCGGCAUAUCUCCGGUCAUCAUCAAAUCAGUCAAGAACUUGGGAUCUUACUCAACAGAGAACGCGUUGCGAUGCGCGAUAUUCGCCACAGUAUCCAUAUAUUUUACGAGGAAAGACAGUCAUUACGCCUCGAGAUGGUUACAACGCCUGGCACAAUCAGAUAUACCUUGCUGGGACUUGGCGACAAUUACAACGUAGUCGAGGUGUCCUGGCCUUACCCCAAGUCCAAGGGAAUUUUACCCUGUGGAAAGGCCGUCGGGAUUUACCAUUUUCAAGUCAUUGUCUGCGACAUGCUAGAUAAAUGGGACCGUGAAUGGACAGCUGUGCUUGAUUCAAUCAACGAAGCCGUCGGCGUAAGAUUCAACGAUACUCAAGAUGACGAGUUUAUGUUCGACUCUUCAUUUAAAUUGUCUAGGUUAUAUUUUACUGUGAUCCAAAUACUUCGGCUCAUGGCCGAAUGGAUUGAAGAAAGCGCCUCUGAUAUAACCCAGUCACGGGAACACUUUAGCUCUGUAAUUCAUGAUGGCUCACUUGGGUUAACCGAUGAAGAACUGGAAAGAAUAGAGAAAAACUGGAAUACUAUUUCAUAUAAAAUGGACUCACAAGCGAAGAAACUCAACAGCCGUAUCAUUCGGAAAACAGAAGAGAUUAAAAGCCUUAGGGAUGGGCUUUUCAAUGCGACGUCGCUUCGCGAGACUAGCAAGGCUAUGGCCCUAAAUCGGGCAAUCUAUGUGUUCACGGUGGUCACUAUUAUCUACACCCCUCUCGGAUUCAUGGCUACAUUCUGGGCAUUGCCGGUUUUGAAUAGCUCACCGAAUAACGAGACUGCGGUAUGGUGGAGAGCCUUCAUCAGCACUUUUGUUCUUAUACCAGCCCUUACAUACAUCAUUUGUCCGUUCGCUGUCUGGUAUUUCAGUUUAGACAGCGCAAGGAGGUCAUUGAACUCAGAGAAUAUUCACAAGAUUCUUCACGCGGAUUUUAGGGAAAUAAUUCGCGAUAGUGCUACCACAUUACCACAUAAAAUGAAGGUAUGGGCAUUUGGAGAUAGAAGAUUUCCGUGGCGUAAUUCACGACCUGCUAUGGAUUCUGGUCCUCCAGCACAGGAUAUAGAGCCCGGCAGUCGAGGUCGAUCGGAGAGUGGCAAUGUUUCAACCGCCUAGAUCGGCGUACAAUGGGAUUUCCAGUAUACACGCGAGGAAAAAGGAAGUGUUCAUAUAAAGUAUGAAUAUUCUUUUUCAUAGAAAACGAAGGGAGGGCCUGUUCUUCAUUAGAGGUAGUUUGGGAUCCUUUGAAUUUUAUAUUGUAUGUACCUUGAAAUUGCUUAAACUAUUGGGUCAAGUAGGAUCGUUAGUUUUGAGUAAAGAGC
This is a messenger RNA of Daldinia caldariorum, 2076 nucleotides long. RefSeq lists its product as uncharacterized. The record is from RefSeq and is a predicted model, not a curated record. Gene Ontology annotation, biological process: metal ion transport; transmembrane transport. The coding region runs from base 35 to 1870 and encodes 611 amino acids. The transcript has 6 exons. Lineage: Eukaryota; Fungi; Ascomycota; Sordariomycetes; Xylariales; Hypoxylaceae. Gene Ontology annotation, molecular function: metal ion transmembrane transporter activity. Gene Ontology annotation, cellular component: membrane.